Molecule: messenger RNA, 579 nt
Organism: Gamsiella multidivaricata
Lineage: Eukaryota; Fungi; Mortierellomycota; Mortierellomycetes; Mortierellales; Mortierellaceae
Product: phospholipid methyltransferase-domain-containing protein
Exons: 6
Biological process (GO): phosphatidylcholine biosynthetic process
Molecular function (GO): S-adenosylmethionine-dependent methyltransferase activity
Source: RefSeq, a predicted model, not a curated record
GUCGACUGGAACGACAAGCGCAUGUGGUUCUCAGUCGCAUCAAUCAUCUUCAACCCCACCUUUUGGAACAUCGUCGCCAGAAAAGAGUAUCGCUCAAAGUUCAUCACGCGCAUAUUUAACGGCAAUGGACUCUACGGAUGCUACGCCUUGGCCGCCACCAUCUUCACCCUCGGUUUGAUCCGCGAUGCAAUCUUUAAGAAUGCAAUUGAUCACCAGCCUCAGGCAAAGUGCAUGGAUCAGCUCCCUAUCCAGGCCUUGGGCGUGCUUCUGUUCGCUGUCGGCAACAUCUUUGUCCUCUCUUCCAUGUGGGUCCUCGGAGUCACCGGCACUUAUUUGGGCGAUUACUUUGGCAUCUUGAUGGACGAGCGCGUUACCUCGUUCCCUUUCAACGUCAACGAGAACCCUAUGUACAACGGCACCGUGAUGAUCUUCCUCGGGACAUCCAUUUGGUCCUUGAGCCCUGCCGGAAUUUACUUGUCAUGCAUUGUCCACUUUGUCUACCGCAUCGCCUUGAAAUUUGAAGGUCCUUUCACGACCAAAAUCUACAGCAAGCGCGAGGAGGAGCGUGCAGCUGCCAAG